Thrips palmi is the source of this 835-nucleotide messenger RNA. RefSeq lists its product as uncharacterized. The transcript has 3 exons. Lineage: Eukaryota; Metazoa; Arthropoda; Insecta; Thysanoptera; Thripidae. The coding region runs from base 35 to 808 and encodes 257 amino acids. The record is from RefSeq and is a predicted model, not a curated record.
CCCGUCGACAUAACCUAGAGGAACUAGGAGGAGUAUGGCAGGUCACACACUGCUGUCUUAUUCCUUCAUGAAAGAGGAACCAAUUGAUUUGAAUGAUGUUGUGACCUCGAUCGGAAGCCAAGAUUCUUUUAAGUGUCAGGAAAACUUUCCAGAUUCUGAAUUCCUUUGUUCUGACCGGGGAAAAGCAGAAAGCACUGCGAGGGAUAGCAACAAAGAAACAACAACAAAGCAAGAAACACCUCAUUUUAUGAGUGUGACACAUGCAACGUCAGAGGCUGCAUUCAUGUUUGACAAUUCUAAAGUGCACUGCCGUAACCUGGACACUCUUAACCUGAACACAAUUUUGAAAAUUGAAGAAAUGGAUACGGAUGAUUUCAAAGCUUAUGGACGCAUUCUCAAUGAUGACAUUGGCUUCAAACAGCGGGUGAAAACAAAUAUGCUGCAGCUCCAGGGGCAUAGACAGGAAGCAAGAAAAUGUUCCAGAAAUUUUCUUAAGCCCCGAGCAAUGAUGAAAAUUGCCAAAAAUUAUGCAGAACUUUAUUCCAGAGAUGUUCUUCUUCCAUCUCCUUACCCAAGAUUCAGAGAUUCUAUAGUAAUUCAAUGCCCAGCUUGCACAAUGCCAAGAGACCAGAGCAGGCAUUCUGCAUUUCUUGAACUUCUUCUUCAUGUAAUGGAAAGGCAUUCUGGUUGCGCUGAUUCAGUCUUCUAUAAAAUAGGACGGACAUAUGCGUCCUUCAUAGAAGGCUUGAAAGUGAAAAUCCUUAAAAAAUUAAGGAAUCGACAAUCUAAAAGAUUGAGUAGGUUGUAAUUAUUGACAGACGGAUUGUGAUUUUAU